Messenger RNA from Neomonachus schauinslandi (Hawaiian monk seal), 1038 nucleotides. It is a transcript of the gene CYSLTR2, whose product is annotated as cysteinyl leukotriene receptor 2. Gene Ontology annotation, biological process: G protein-coupled receptor signaling pathway. Gene Ontology annotation, molecular function: leukotriene receptor activity. The transcript has a single exon. The record is from RefSeq and is a predicted model, not a curated record. NCBI's taxonomy places the organism in Eukaryota, Metazoa, Chordata, Mammalia, Carnivora, Phocidae. Gene Ontology annotation, cellular component: plasma membrane. The coding region runs from base 1 to 1038 and encodes 345 amino acids.
AUGGAGAGAAAACAUAUGUCCUUGCCUCCAUCCAUCUCCAUACCAGAAAUGGAACCCAAUGGCACCUUCAGCAGUAAUGACAGCAACGGGAACUGUACAAUUGAGAACUUCAAAAGGGAUUUUUACCCCUCUGUGUACCUGAUAAUAUUUGUCUGGGGAACCUUGGGAAAUGGCUUUUCCAUCUAUGUUUUCCUGCAGUCUUAUAAGAAGUCCACGUCUGUGAAUGUUUUCAUGCUAAACCUGGCCAUUUCAGAUUUCUUAUUCACAAGUACACUACCCUUCAGAGCUGACUAUUACCUCAGAGGUUCCAGUUGGAUAUUUGGGGACCUGGCCUGCAGGAUUAUGUCUUAUUCUAUGUAUGUCAACAUGUACAGCAGCAUUUAUUUCCUGACUGUGCUGAGCAUCGUGCGUUUCCUGGCAACUGUUCACCCCUUCCGGCUCCUCCAUGUCACCAGCAUCAGGAGUGCCUGGACUCUGUGUGGGAUCAUAUGGAUCCUUAUCAUGGCUUCCUCGGUAGUGCUUCUGAAAAAUGGCUCUGAGCAGAAGGGCAGUGCCAUAUUAUGCUUAGAGUUGAAUAUCAGUAAAAUUGUUAAACUGCAGACCAUGAACUACAUUGCCUUGGUGAUGGGCUUCCUGCUGCCAUUCUUCAUGCUCAGCAUUUGUUACCUGCUGAUCAUUCGAGCUCUGUUAAAGGUGGAGGUCCCAGAAUCGGGUCUGCGGGUUUCUCACAAGAAGGCACUUAUCACCAUCAUCAUUGCCUUGAUCAUCUUCCUCCUGUGUUUCCUGCCCUAUCACGUACUGAGGACCCUGCACCUGCUUGUGUGGAAAGUGAAUAAAUGCCAAGACAAGCUGCAUAAAGCUGUGGUCAUCACACUGGCCUUGGCAGCAGCCAAUAGCUGCCUUAAUCCUUUGCUCUAUUACUUUGCUGCAGAAAAUUUUAAGGACAGACUAAGGUCCAUACUUCUAAAAGAUCACCUACAGAAGAAAAAGUGCAGCAUUCCUGUCUGCAUGUGGUUGAAAAAGGAAACCCAAGUUUAA